GUGAACAUCAGGGUACUUCCGGCUGUUCUUAAAGGGACUGCGGAAAGGGUCCAGCCAGAAAUUUUAUUCCUUAAUUUUGCUGGAUUGUUUCUUUGUAGAUGUAUCUCAUAUAGAUAUAAAUAUAUACAAUAAGGGACGUCUUUGCUGAAAUUCUGGAUUAAAAGAAGAGAUGACUACCUUCUGGAGCAUCAGACCUCUGUUGUCAUCUCUAUUGCAGGUGCCGGGCUUCAUCUCCCCUUGGUCCCGCCCCCUCCUGUCGAGGGCCAUGGCGACGCUCAAUCAGAUGCACCGGAAGGGCCGACCCCCGCCGCCGCAGCCCCGCAUUGGAGCCACGUUCGGCCGCCCCCAGCUGAAGGCGGUGGUCCUGAAGACGCUCAUCCGGAAGCCGAAAAAGCCGAACUCUGCGAACCGCAAGUGUGCAAGGGUGCGGCUCUCCAACGGCCAGGAGGCGGUGGCGUUCAUUCCCGGGGAGGGACAUAAUCUCCAGGAGCACAACGUGGUGCUCGUGGAGGGGGGCAGGACGCAGGACUUACCGGGGGUGAAGCUGAAAGUGGUGCGGGGCAAGUAUGACUGUGCGCAUGUCGUGAAGAAGAAGCAGUGAAGAUGGAGAAGAGCUUCCCGGAUGGGGUUUGAUUUGCAUCCCGCUUGUGAGGAUGAACAGACUGAGUCGUGACAACAGACGGUGGUUCAUUUGUGUCCAGCUAUUUUUUUUUUCCCCCUGAAAAUAAAUAUUGUUUUGCGUGGAACUAUGUGCGUGGUUGUAGUUAUGCUGUUUUCUGCCUCUUGCUGAUUAAUUAUGGCAUGGAGGUUGUUAAUUUUUAAGAAUCCUUAAGAAUGAUAUUAUGAAUUUUUCUUUGCAGUCAUACCUGUUCAUGAAAAUUAGUCAAGCAUCUGUUGCUUCACAGCUCUUUAGAGCUAUUUAAAAACUUUUAAUGGAGAUUUUAAUAUUACAAUGUUACAAUUUUUGGUUGUUUAUUACAUAAUGCACAAUAUUACGUUUUUCUCAUUAAAAACUGUAACUCCCACAUUUUUUAAAUAACUACGGCAAUAUGUAAUAAUUUAUUACAAAACGCACAGAAAUGUAUAACGCUGCUUUCAAGCUGUCUAUUACAAAAUGCGACAGACUAUUACAGAAUGCGUGUGCUAUUACAUAAUGAUGUGAGAUUCUGUUACGUUUUGACAAAAUGCAGUAUUAUUACAUGAUGUGUUGUAACUCA
Molecule: messenger RNA, 1217 nt
Organism: Paramormyrops kingsleyae
Lineage: Eukaryota; Metazoa; Chordata; Actinopteri; Osteoglossiformes; Mormyridae
Gene: mrps12
Product: mitochondrial ribosomal protein S12
Biological process (GO): translation
Cellular component (GO): small ribosomal subunit; ribosome
Molecular function (GO): structural constituent of ribosome
Source: RefSeq, a predicted model, not a curated record